This is a messenger RNA of Odocoileus virginianus texanus, 2948 nucleotides long. It is a transcript of the gene FUT8, whose product is annotated as fucosyltransferase 8. The record is from RefSeq and is a predicted model, not a curated record. Gene Ontology annotation, molecular function: glycoprotein 6-alpha-L-fucosyltransferase activity; protein binding. Gene Ontology annotation, biological process: protein N-linked glycosylation. NCBI's taxonomy places the organism in Eukaryota, Metazoa, Chordata, Mammalia, Artiodactyla, Cervidae. Gene Ontology annotation, cellular component: Golgi cisterna membrane.
AGUAGCAUCCUCCACCCAGCCACCCCUCCCACUUCCCCACCGCGGGGCAGCUGCAGCUGAGGGCUGCAGCGGCGGCGGCUGCUGGGGAACGGCGGAGACCGCCUCUGCUCCCGCCUCGGGUUGCUGCUUUUUCUAAGAGAGCACCCAUGACUCUGAUGGUGUUUCCAGUUUUGAUAAAGAGUUCUAUUGCAGUCAUUGAUUAACUGAACAAUUCAGUUGAUAAUUAUAGUGACCUGGUUUCAAGCAGUAAUAUCUUCCAUUGGAAAUAUGUGAUUUCAUCAUCUUCUUACGUUCUAGGGGAAAAAAGCAUGUAGAGUCCAUGAAGCACAGGAAAAUAAAACUUCCUACUCAUACCACCAGGAGGAUCUCUUGAAAGAGUCACCAUAGGACUACAGGAGAGACUAAUUUGUCUGAAGCAUCAUGUGUUGAAGCAACAGAAGCCUACAACCUUUGCACUGGUUAGAAACGGAGUGAUGAUGUUUUUAAUUCUUUGAGCUCCAGGACCCCAGGAGAGUGAGUUGAAACUCUGAAAAUGCGGCCAUGGACUGGUUCCUGGCGUUGGAUCAUGCUCAUUCUUUUUGCCUGGGGGACCUUGCUGUUUUAUAUAGGUGGUCACUUGGUACGAGAUAAUGACCACCCUGAUCAUUCUAGCCGAGAACUGUCCAAGAUUUUGGCAAAGCUUGAACGCUUAAAACAGCAAAAUGAAGACUUGAGGCGAAUGGCUGAAUCUCUCCGAAUACCAGAAGGCCCUAUUGAUCAGGGACCAGCUUCAGGAAGGAUUCGUGCUUUAGAAGAGCAGCUUGUGAAGGCCAAAGAACAGAUUGAAAAUUAUAAGAAACAAACUAGAAAUGGUUUGGGGAAGGAUCAUGAAAUCCUAAGGAGGAGGAUUGAAAAUGGAGCUAAAGAACUUUGGUUUUUUUUACAAAGCGAGUUGAAGAAAUUAAAGAAUUUAGAAGGAAAUGAACUCCAAAGACAUGCUGAUGAAUUUCUGUCAGAUUUGGGACAUCAUGAAAGGUCUAUAAUGACGGAUUUAUACUACCUCAGUCAAACAGAUGGAGCAGGUGAUUGGCGGGAAAAAGAGGCCAAAGAUCUGACAGAGCUGGUGCAGCGGAGAAUAACGUAUCUUCAGAAUCCCAAGGACUGCAGCAAAGCCAAGAAGCUGGUGUGUAACAUCAACAAAGGCUGUGGCUAUGGCUGUCAACUCCAUCACGUGGUCUACUGCUUCAUGAUUGCAUAUGGCACCCAGCGAACACUCAUCUUGGAAUCUCACAAUUGGCGCUAUGCUACUGGAGGAUGGGAAACUGUGUUUAGACCUGUAAGUGAGACCUGCACAGACAGAUCUGGUGUCUCCACUGGACACUGGUCAGGUGAAGUAAAGGACAAAAAUGUACAGGUAGUCGAGCUCCCCAUUGUGGACAGUCUUCAUCCUCGUCCUCCGUAUUUACCCCUGGCUGUACCAGAAGACCUUGCAGACCGACUUGUACGAGUCCAUGGCGAUCCUGCAGUGUGGUGGGUGUCCCAGUUUGUCAAAUACUUGAUCCGCCCACAGCCUUGGCUAGAAAAGGAAAUAGAAGAGGCCACCAAGAAGCUAGGCUUCAAACAUCCAGUUAUUGGAGUCCACGUCAGACGCACAGACAAAGUGGGAACUGAAGCAGCCUUCCACCCCAUUGAGGAAUACAUGGUGCACGUUGAAGAACAUUUUCAGCUUCUUGCUCGCAGAAUGCAAGUGGAUAAAAAAAGAGUAUAUUUGGCCACAGAUGACCCUUCUUUAUUAAAGGAGGCAAAAACAAAGUACCCCAAUUAUGAAUUUAUUAGUGAUAACUCUAUCUCUUGGUCAGCUGGACUGCACAAUCGAUACACAGAAAAUUCACUUCGAGGUGUGAUCCUGGAUAUACACUUUCUCUCCCAGGCAGACUUCCUGGUGUGUACUUUUUCAUCCCAGGUCUGUCGAGUUGCUUAUGAGAUCAUGCAGACACUGCAUCCCGAUGCCUCUGCAAACUUCCAUUCUUUGGAUGACAUCUACUAUUUUGGAGGCCAGAAUGCCCACAACCAGAUUGCCAUUUAUCCUCACGAACCUCGAACUGCAGAUGAAAUCCCCAUGGAACCUGGAGAUAUCAUUGGUGUGGCUGGAAAUCAUUGGGAUGGCUAUUCUAAAGGUGUCAACAGAAAACUGGGAAGGACGGGCCUGUAUCCCUCCUACAAAGUUCGAGAGAAGAUAGAAACGGUCAAGUACCCCACAUACCCUGAGGCUGAGAAAUAAAGCUUAGAGGGACCAGAAAGACCACCAAACUCAGUUCAAACCAUUUGAGCCAAACAGUAGAUGAAGAAGGCCCCAACCUAACAGCCCAUGGUUAAAUUGAGUCAACAUCUUCAGCAUCAGGAGCAGCUGGGAUCUGACAGAUGCUUCAUUGGUGGAAUUGCUUUUUAACAAGGGCUACAGUGCCCUUAAACCCAUGCACAGUCCAAUAAUGUACUCACGUAUAACACGCAAACAGAUUGUUUUCUACGUUACCCCUUCUUUCAAGACUAUGUCCCCAUGAAACAAACACUGCCACAUUGUGUAAUUUAAGUGACACAGACAUUUUGUGUGAGACUUCAAACAUGGUGCCUAUACCUGAGAGACCUGUGUGACCAAAUGAGAUGACUUGAAUAGUUCCCUCUUGUGGGGAGCUUGAUUCUUAGCCAGUGGUGGUAUUGUAACCACUGAAUUCACUCCAGUCAACAGAUUCAGAAUGAGAAUGGAUGUUUUUGUCUGGAAUUUUUUUUUUUUUUAAGUAAUUGCACCGGUUCAUCCACCUCAUCAUUAAUAAGUGAAGGAUACAACAGAAAAUAAAAUAUUCACACUCCAUUAGGAACUUUUGUAAAACAAUGCCAUGAACAGAUUCUUUAGUACUCAAUGUUUCUGGACAUUCUCUUUGAUAACAAAAAAUAAAUUUUAAAAAGAGGAA